AAGUGCUGUGCAAGGAUACAUUUCAUAUGUCAUUUCCUACAUUUUCUCGCUGGUGUAACGUUCUAUAUAUUAUUAUCUCCGGCAUCCAUAAGACAAAAUGGUGUGUACACGUUUAUUUGUCGCUGUACUAGUGAUCGCUUUAUGCACGGUGGAUAUCGAGAACGUGAUGGGAUUAAAAUGCCAUCAACGCGGCGCUGAUGGAGUGGACACUAUCAUUACUUGUCGUAAUGGAAUGAUCGGAAAAUCGUGCAUCACGAACAUUACAUAUAAGGACGGCGUUCGAGAGGUACGGAAGGGUUGCUCACCAUCGGCUGGAGACGAGACUUGCUACACCGGUAUCAAUCCAGGCGGAAGCAGCACCACCUGCUUCUGUUACAGCGAUCUGUGCAACGCGGGAGACGAACCGUUUUAACUGAUGCACCAUACGUAAACGAACACCGCUGUGUUCCUCUCCUUUCGGUUAUCUUUUCGUUCCGUUAUGCACUAUGCUACAUUGAUGCUGUUUGUAGCAAGCAAUUUGUUUUAUAAUCCCAAUACCAGUUGUUUACCAGCCCGCCAGCGGGAAAAAACAUCAGAACUAAUUCAAAACAACAA
This is a messenger RNA of Paramacrobiotus metropolitanus, 594 nucleotides long. RefSeq lists its product as uncharacterized. The transcript is spliced from 3 exons. Lineage: Eukaryota; Metazoa; Tardigrada; Eutardigrada; Parachela; Macrobiotidae. The record is from RefSeq and is a predicted model, not a curated record. The coding region runs from base 98 to 412 and encodes 104 amino acids.